Messenger RNA from Penicillium canariense, 402 nucleotides. RefSeq names its product FAD dependent oxidoreductase. The coding region runs from base 1 to 402 and encodes 133 amino acids. NCBI's taxonomy places the organism in Eukaryota, Fungi, Ascomycota, Eurotiomycetes, Eurotiales, Aspergillaceae. The transcript is spliced from 2 exons. The record is from RefSeq and is a predicted model, not a curated record.
AUGCCUGAAUCAUCCUCCACCAACCAUCCAACUACUUCAGUCUCCGGCGGUGCCAGUGCACAGCCUACGCCAGCGAACAACGUCGGUGGCGGGAGCGGCUGGGGUGACCAGAGUUUCCGCAAGGGAGGAUCUGUUGACAUGCAAAAUGAGGGACUAGGGCAUGUUGCCGCUCAUAACCCGCGGUCGACCAUCGGCGAAUUCCUCGGUCUCCAAGAUCAGAAGACGCGCGCAGAGAACAAGUUUCUGGCCCGUGCAGAUAUGGCGGCGGGAGAUACCAAGCCUACAACUGAAACCGGUGAACCAACCUGUGCGACCGAGGACCACAGCUUCAUGGGCCAGAAGCCCGGUGGCGGAGACACUCUGCCGGGGUGGGAAACUGUGAAAAAUGUAUUUGGAAGGUAG